AUGAAGUUUUCCCUCGCCGAACUCCCUCUUCCACGAGCCCCAUUUCCUCUCUCGAUUCCUCAUCCUUUUCCCUUCUUCAUCGUGCCGCCGCCGACCCUCCUCCCUCCCUCUCGCGCUCGCACGCGUAGGCGGCGCUGUGCGCCGUGCCAUCGCCGCUCCCUCGUCGACCAACAACAGCCUUCACCGCCGCUGGCCUCUCUUCUCUCUCGAGCCACAGCCGAGCCUUCUUCCCUCUCGCUGCGAUGCCACUUCUCCCCCCAAAGCCUCACCUCGCGACGCCGCCUCCCCUCCUUCACCGGUUCUCUUCCUCCUCAAGCCAUGGUCACCGGCUCUCUUCCUCGUGCGAGCACUGCGACAACCGCCGGUCUCCCCUCUUUGAGCUGUGCCCUCACGGUUCCGGCCUUCGAUUCGAGACGACCGCGACGCAGGAAUGGUUUUGCUUGAUCUACACCUAAGGCGGGUACUUCUUAUCUUGAUUCUUUAGUUACUUGAACUUAGUACAUGAGCUAUUUUUAAUAAGGACUGCUUUACCUUGACUCCACUCGUAACUUUUCCUAUGCUUGAUACUUCCACUCAAAACCUUUGAGAUAUUCGUUUCUAUAUCUAUACAGUUUCAUAUUGUUGUCUAUAUGAUAUUUAGCAGAUACCAGACACCAGAUACUAGAUAUUAGAUAAUGGAUAUAUAGGUAAUAGAUACCAUGCUUAUUUGCUUUGAAUGUUGUAUGUUUAUAUACCUUAUUGAGCAUGCUGGCUUCAUUUAGCAUAUCCAUUUUCUGUUCAUAUAUAUAUGAUGACUGUUGCAUUGUACGCGUCAUGUCAUUGCAUACAUGCAGGUGACCACUUCUUCCUGGUGGGGGAGUGAAUCGUCAGGCCGCGCCGCACACUCGGCCACUCAUGGGUAGUGGUAGCUGGAGGAGAUGCCGCUUGUCCUGUCAUGCCACACUCGGCCACUCGUGGGUAGUGGUAGCUGGAGUUGCGAGCAACAGGGACCCCCUUCGCUGUGUAGCUAGUUAGCUACUCAGCACCUGUCCAUCCGGUCACUCGAGAGAGUGACGGCCUUGGGUGGUACAGCUGUCAUCGAUCUGGCCUCUCGACCAUACAGGGGUCGUGGUGCAGAGAGGUGGGCGGGGUGACCAUCCGUGCAUACGUUGUUAUCGUUAUAUCUGCUGAUGUUGUUGUUGCUACUUUUGCUGCUGUUACUAGCUUAUGCUGUUGUUGUUUGCUUCUGCUGCUGGUAUUAGUUUUGUGGCUAUUGCUCACUUAUGUUGCUAUGCUUGCUUAUGUUGAGAUAUGCCCUCGUUGUAGGUGUUUAGUCCUUGGUUUACUUAUUGGAAGUUUGUAUAUACCUUACAUAUUUCCUCUGUAGUUAUGAGCAGUACUGUAGCAGAUUAGUACCAUUUCUGACCUUCUAUACCUAGCCUAGGAUAUGGUUUCAGGUAUGAGCAUUUAUUAUGGUUCUAUUUUAGUAUCUGCUAUUUCUGUUAUGAGACUAUAUACCCUUGGCUUACUUUCUACUUGUAUAUUAUGUUAAUGCACUAUCUUUCCUUACCCGCUGAGUUCCAAUACUCACCACCUCGUAAAUUGGUUUUCUUUUGCCAGGUAACAGGUAGAUGAGUCAUGGAUGCUUGGAGAGUCCCGGCUGCCAGUCCCACGUCACACUCGAGGAUAGUUUUCUUUUGGUUUUGUUAUCGUUCGGGUGGUAUGUUGAUUUUGUGUAUUUUGCUUUUCAAUAAGUCGAUGUGAGUUUGGAGUCAAGUUUGGUGAUUACAGGUAUUUUUGUUAGUGUCGUUGUUGGUCUUACGUUCGUAUUAUUGUGUUUUCCGCUGCGUUUACUUUCAGCCGUGUGGGCUGUUAUUAUAUAUUGCGUGGUUGUGUUUUUCAUUUCUGUCCAGCCGAGUGGACUGUAUCUUUUAAACUGCGUGGUUG
Messenger RNA from Zingiber officinale, 1926 nucleotides. RefSeq names its product DBF4-type zinc finger-containing protein 2 homolog. The transcript is spliced from 3 exons. NCBI's taxonomy places the organism in Eukaryota, Viridiplantae, Streptophyta, Magnoliopsida, Zingiberales, Zingiberaceae. Bases 1 to 444 code for a protein of 147 amino acids. The record is from RefSeq and is a predicted model, not a curated record.